This is a messenger RNA of Ctenocephalides felis (cat flea), 1428 nucleotides long. RefSeq names its product N-acetylglucosamine-6-phosphate deacetylase. Gene Ontology annotation, molecular function: N-acetylglucosamine-6-phosphate deacetylase activity. NCBI's taxonomy places the organism in Eukaryota, Metazoa, Arthropoda, Insecta, Siphonaptera, Pulicidae. Bases 105 to 1343 code for a protein of 412 amino acids. The record is from RefSeq and is a predicted model, not a curated record. The transcript has 8 exons. Gene Ontology annotation, biological process: N-acetylglucosamine catabolic process.
AGCAUGCUUUAAGGUGGUGUGACUACGUGACUAUUCUUUUAAACGUCAAUAUUAUUGUCCUUAUUUUAGCUUAUUCGUGACAUACUAUAAACAAAGGCUUUAAAAUGCAUGCAUCAAAAAUAAUACAAUUUAAAAAUUGUUAUAUAUUACGAGAUCACAAUAUAAUACUAGAAGAUUUAUGGAUCAGAAAUGGUAAAAUUAUUAACCCAGAAGAUAUCUUUUUCGAUGAGAAAACUGUUGCUCAUGAAGUUAUAGACUGCAAGGGCGCUAUUAUUUCACCAGGGUUUAUAGACAUACAAAUAAAUGGAGGAUUUGGCAUCGAUUUCUCAAAUAAUACUUCUUCGGUUGAAGCAGGAAUUGAAAAGGUAUCAAAAGGUAUAUUGGCACAUGGCGUUACAUCGUUUUGUCCAACAAUAGUUACAUCACCUACAGAAAUAUAUCAUAAAAUAAUUCCAAAGAUUUUGAAAAGAAAAGGCGGUAAACACGGUGCAACCGUCCUUGGCAUACAUUUAGAAGGACCAUAUAUCAACAAAAAGAAAAAGGGAGCACAUCCUGAGAAAUAUAUUAUGGAAUUUGAUCAAGUAUGUAAUAUUUAUAUAACCUUCCUGGAACCAAAAGUGAAUGGCCUGUCGACUUUACAAAGCACAUAUGGAGCUAUGGAAAAUGUUUCAAUAAUAACUGUAGCCCCUGAAAAGGAGAACGCUAUGAAAAUGAUAUCUAUGUUAACAAAGAAUGGGCUGGUAGUAUCAUUGGGGCAUUCCACUGCUAAUUUGGUGGAAGGUGAACAAGCUGUUAAAGCAGGCGCUACUCUUAUCACUCAUUUGUUUAAUGCAAUGUUGCCGUUUCAUCAUCGAGAUCCUGGCCUUGUAGGAUUAUUAUCGACAGAUAGCUUUACAAAUGACAAGACUAUUUAUUUCGGACUAAUAUCUGAUGGAGUUCAUACACAUCCAGCUGCAUUAAGAAUUGCUUAUAAAACUCAUCCAAAUGGUUUGAUACUGGUGACAGAUGCAAUAUCUGCCCUGGGAUUGCAUGAAGGAACACAUAAUAUUGGUCAAUUAUCAGUACAAAUUACAGGUUCACGUGCUUAUAUUGCAGGCACUGAUACUUUAUGUGGUAGUAUAUGUUCAAUGAAUGAAUGCAUUAAAUUUUUCUUAGAAGCAACAGGUUGUUCCAUGGCAUACGCUUUAGAAGUUGCAAGUUUACAUCCAGCAAAAGCAAUUGGAAUAUCAAAUGUGAAGGGAUCUUUAGAUUACGAUCGUGAUGCCGAUUUAGUGUUUUUAGAUAAAAAUUUUAACGUAUUAUCUACGUGGAUAUCGGGUAAAAUGGUUUAUUCAGCAAAUUAGCUGUAAAUUUGCUGCUAUAACUCCUACUAAUUUUAAUUGCAUAUGUCAUAAUAAAAUUAUUGUAUUUUGCACAGUACUAGUUUCA